AGCAAGUUAGUGGAGAUAACAUUAUUUAACAAAGGACAUUAUCGUCCAUAGAUAAACCACAAGAAACAAUCCCUUACACAAACAUGGAACAAUGGCGGAACUGAAGUAAACUAGAUAGAAAUCACAACCUCCAUUUCCAUAAACCUCAUAAACCCACAACCUUAAAAAACCUUACCUUAACUUCAUCAUUCAUGGCGACCAAUCUCCCAGAACACUUCAAAUGUCCAAUCUCACUCGAAAUAAUGUCCGACCCAGUCAUCCUCUCUUCCGGUCACACAUUCGAUCGUCCUUCAAUCCAACGUUGGCUUGACGAAGGUCAUCGUACUUGUCCAAUUACCAAACUACCCCUUCCUGAUUCUCCUAUCCUCAUCCCGAACCACGCGCUUCGUAGUUUAAUCUCUAGUUACACACUCCUUCCACCACUUCAUCAAAUCAUUUCACAACCCGAAACCCUAAUUUCAACCCUAAUUUUGAAUUCUUCUUCUUCCGAUUCCAAAAUUGACUCGCUUCGUCAACUCGCUCGUCUUUCUAAACGUGAUGCCAGUUUCCGUCGUCGUCUUGUUGAUUCCGGUGCCGUCUCUGCUGUGCUUUUCUGUCUUGAUUCCUCUUCCUCUUCUUCUUCCUCCGGUAACGUUAAGUUGCAGGAGAAGGCUUUGUCUCUUCUUCUUAAUCUUAGUCUUGAUGAUGAUAGCAAAAUUGGUCUUGUUGCAGAAGGAGCAAUUGACCGGGUUGUGAAUUUUCUAGUCGGAGCAGCUACGUCGGAUUGUCGUGCUUUGGCGGCGACGAUAAUCACGAGUCUUGCUGUUGUGGAGGUGAAUAAAGCAACAAUCGGAGCUUUUCCUGGCGCAAUUGAAGCUCUGGUGAUGAUUCUACGCGACGGGAAGGGGAGAGAGAAGAAGGAAGCUGCGACGGCACUAUACGCGCUUUGUUGUUUUAGGGAUAAUCGAAAAAGAGCGGUGGAUUGCGGCGCGGUGCCGAUUUUGUUAAGAAAUGUUGAAAGUGGACUUGAGAGGGGUGUUGAGGUGAUUGGUGUUUUGGCGAAAUGCAAGGAAGGGAGGGAGCAAUUGGAGAGUUAUGGUGGUUGUGCGAAGAUUUUGGUGAGUGUUUUGAGGAAUGGAAGUUCAAGAGGGAUUCAAUAUGCAUUGUUGGCACUUACUUUGGUUUGUUUGCAUAGCAAGGAAAUACUUAUGAUGACUCUGCAAGAAGGGGUUUUGGAAAUUUGUAUUGGGAUGGUAGAGGAUAAUAGUGAGAAAGUUAGGAGAAAUGCGUCUAAUUUGAUUCGGGUUCUUCGCGGAGGAAACCACCACAGGAUCAGUUGAUGAUGGAAAGGAAAGAAAAAGAAAUGAAGAUGUGUUUUUUUUCCUCUGUGGAGGUUAGUUUUAAUUAUUUUUGGUUUUGUUUUUUUGGGUCUGCCUUGUUGGGUGGGUCCAUUGUACAAAAUGAAAAGAAGAUCAAAUUUUUGUUGUGAAUGUGUCAAUGAUAGGGUUCUUUUGUAUAUUGAAUAAUGAUGAUGUGCUAGCUCUUUGUAGUUGGCUUAGCUUAGCUGUUAAAAUGGCAAAGUUGUUGAUUGGUCUUUUGAAUUGUAUGGCUCCAUAGUUAGAAUUUUUUUCUCUUGGUUUCCAGAAAAUAUUGCUGUAUGGGUUUAACAUUUUACAUCUUGAUUACAGUGUCCAAGUUGAUUUCAA
Messenger RNA from Medicago truncatula (barrel medic), 1685 nucleotides. RefSeq names its product U-box domain-containing protein 8. The coding region runs from base 192 to 1319 and encodes 375 amino acids. The transcript has a single exon. NCBI's taxonomy places the organism in Eukaryota, Viridiplantae, Streptophyta, Magnoliopsida, Fabales, Fabaceae. Gene Ontology annotation, biological process: protein ubiquitination. The record is from RefSeq and is a predicted model, not a curated record. Gene Ontology annotation, molecular function: protein binding; ubiquitin-protein transferase activity.